This is a messenger RNA of Parasteatoda tepidariorum (common house spider), 1424 nucleotides long. RefSeq lists its product as uncharacterized. The record is from RefSeq and is a predicted model, not a curated record. NCBI's taxonomy places the organism in Eukaryota, Metazoa, Arthropoda, Arachnida, Araneae, Theridiidae.
UCCUAAAGAUCAUCGAAUGGGUUCAUUUUUUAUGACCGUACGGAUUUGUCAUUAAAUCAUUAAAAUGAGUGAAAGGAGAAAAACGAAAAUCUUUCUCAGAAUUCUAUUUGCUUUUAUUCUGCAUAAGUCUGUAGAAAGUCAUCCAUCAGAUGUCAGAAGCAUCGACGGAUUAGAUGUUGGCCCACCUUAUAACAUUGUCAGAAAUCCUGAUGAAGGCGUUUCAGUAAAAGAAGAAAAUCAAACCAUUUCUGUGAACUCAUUAGGAAAGCUAAAAGAUUCUUCGCUUGAAGCUGAGACUGGAAAUAAAUUGAUUAAUUUACUUGAAACUACCAAUUUUUUUACCACAGCUGAACCUCAUCAGGAAACUGACCAAGAGCUAAAAUUAUAUAUAGAAGAAGGAGUUAAUGAAAAAGAAGAGAAGGAGGGUAAAAUUGACGAUGGAUCAAGUUUAGAAUCGAUUUAUGGUACAGAUGAAGAGUUUAAUGAAGAGAUUAAUACCGUAAUCAUUCAUGGCAAUGGAAGUUCAUUUACAAUAAGACCGCAUAAAAUGAUUGUAAUAAAGGACUCAGCAGAACUGGAUGAAGAAGACGAAGAAGAUGACGAAGAGAAGGCCAGUGUCAUACUAGGUUCUUUAAAGAAUGAUAGUUACAUUCAUAGAAUAUCACGAAGAAAAGUUUCACCUAAUGUUUAUGGUUAUGGCUACCAUUCUGAUUCUGUAAGCGAGGAUGAUGCAUUAGUAUACAACGCUCGUGCACCUGCACCUGAAUCUGAAUGUGAAACUGAAACUGAAUGUGAAGUUGAAAGUGAAGAACGUCUAACUGCACCUAAGGGUUCAUGUAAGGUUCCUAAAAAUUUCGCUCAUUCAGAAGUUUUUUGCAUAGUUUAUGGAUCGUAUACGAAUUGCACUCAAACUUGCACCAGAGGUUACAAACUAAAAGGUAAACCAUAUCAUAAAAGAAUACAAGUAUGCUACAAGAGUAGGGGAGUAUGGGGUCCUUCCAAAUCCUUCUCUGACUGUGUGCCUGAAGUUGACUGCAACAUUAAGAUCUCCAGUGGCAGAGCGCAUUGUACUUAUAAUUCCAUAACGCAUCACCCAACGUGUAAAGUACAUUGUAAAGCUACUAAUAUUAAAGAACUUAAGUCCGCAAAAAAAUACAAAUGCAAAAAACAUCCAAAAAAGGACAAAGCACAGUGGAGCCCCAAAUUACCCAAAUGUGCUAAGCCAUCAAAAAAAAAACACUAUCAUGACCAAGGACAUCGCUUCUUGAGCGAUCAUCACCAUUACCAACCAAAAAGAGGCAAAGCUUUGGUAUUGGAGGAGCUUGAAAAAGGAAUGGAGUCCAACAGCAGUGAAUGAGAAAAGGGAUUGGAUAGAGAAGUCCACUCAUUAUUUCAUUAAACAAUAAAAAACUAUCAUUCUUAAA